Molecule: messenger RNA, 771 nt
Organism: Cyphellophora europaea CBS 101466
Lineage: Eukaryota; Fungi; Ascomycota; Eurotiomycetes; Chaetothyriales; Cyphellophoraceae
Exons: 1
Coding region: 1-771 (256 amino acids)
Biological process (GO): regulation of transcription by RNA polymerase II
Cellular component (GO): mediator complex
Molecular function (GO): transcription coregulator activity
Source: RefSeq, a predicted model, not a curated record
AUGACCCUCAUCGCCCUCUUCCUGAUCCCCGUCCUGCCCUCAAUCCCUUCGCCGGCGCCCGCUCUCCUAACACACCUCACUCUACAUCUCCCCUCCCGGCCGCUCACGACAGCGCCAAGCCCAUUCACUCUCACACACCAUCUCUUCGCCUCGACCUCCUCACUCCUGCCAUCUCUCGCCUCUACGCGGCAGUACACCUCGCUGCUGACCCUCAGCCACACACCCCAACACACCUACGUAGGCACCACCUCCAACAACGAAAACGUACAACAGCUCGUCAUCUCCACGAGCUCAGCGGAAGGGUUCUUGCACCUCUUGCACACUAAACUCCAGCCGUUAUGGUCACCUCGCCAAACCCUGCUCGUCACGGACGGCACCGCUCUAGCAGUCAAUGUCUCAAUUGGCACUUUGUAUGUGCGUGUCGGGGACCUGAAGCUGGCGCAGCGACAGGGCCAGAAUCCCGGCGCGGGCAACGCUCUGAGGGGCGUCCUGCUACAGAUCACGUGGCCGGAAGUCGAGGGCAUGGCGGGCGAAAAGGCUAGUGCGGAGCACGAGGGCGCGGUGAGAGGGCUGGUGGAGGCAAUGCUGGCUGGAGCGGGCUGGAGCGGCAAGAUGGACGAAGUGCGCGGUGUCGCGGGCUAUGGCGAGGCAGAAGAGCUUCAAGAGUCCGGUGAUGGCGAGAAAGGCAGAGAGUCUCAGAAGAGGCAGGGGGCCGGCGGUCGAAUGGCGACGGCCGCGCUAUACAUGGAAAUGCUACGCAGCAAAGCGUAA